AUGGAGGAGAAGAAGGAAAAGAAAAAGUUGGAUGAAGAAGCUUGCAUUGCACACAUUCACAACAACAUCACAACAAGGACAUUCAAUGGCCCCCUCACAUCAUAUGAACAGAAAGAAGAUCUGGAAGCACUUGUGGGGGCACUUGGACUCUUGAGAAAUGGGAAAAUUGUUGAUCUUUCUGCACAGAUCAAAACUCACCUGGAGGAUCCCAACACUUGCAAAGCCCUUGGGGAUAAUCCUCUAUUUUCGGUGCUAUAUGGUUUGAAGUGGUGUGGGCAUGUUGCAAACCCAACUUCGAGUGGAACUUCAACACCUUCAGCAAGUACUUCUCUCCCUCUGGCCACCAAUGCUAUGUCCAACCCACAACCACUGGUUUUCUUGCAGAUGCAGGGAUCUGUCCCCAUUCCAUAUCCAAACCAUUUGUCAUAUACCUGA
Messenger RNA from Suillus paluster, 435 nucleotides. RefSeq lists its product as uncharacterized. Bases 1 to 435 code for a protein of 144 amino acids. Lineage: Eukaryota; Fungi; Basidiomycota; Agaricomycetes; Boletales; Suillaceae. The transcript has a single exon. The record is from RefSeq and is a predicted model, not a curated record.